Sorex fumeus (smoky shrew) is the source of this 995-nucleotide messenger RNA. RefSeq names its product death domain-containing membrane protein NRADD-like. Gene Ontology annotation, molecular function: death receptor activity; coreceptor activity; nerve growth factor binding. Gene Ontology annotation, biological process: Rho protein signal transduction. Gene Ontology annotation, cellular component: plasma membrane; cell surface. The record is from RefSeq and is a predicted model, not a curated record. NCBI's taxonomy places the organism in Eukaryota, Metazoa, Chordata, Mammalia, Eulipotyphla, Soricidae.
GAGCUGCCUCUGACCCCCCAAUUCCGCCUCCUAGAGAUGGAGCUUCUUGGAGCACUGCCAGCCCACAGAGCUCUGCCGCCCAACUCCAGCCAUGGGGCAGGCGUGGUCCGUGUGGAUAAGACAUGGACGGGGCAGGACAGAGGACUGUGGGGAGGGGAAGGGGAAGCCCCAGCCCCCAAUGCCACCUCCUCAUUCCCCCCUGAGCCUCCCGGAGCCUCAAGUAGCAUCAUUCCAGUCUACUGUGCCCUCCUGGCAACUGUGGUCCUUGGUCUGCUCUCCUAUGUAGUCUUCAAGUGCUGGCGCUCACAUAAACACAAACAGAAGCUGGCCAAAGCUCGGACUGCAGAGGUGGGGAGCCAGAUGCACGGAGAGAGCAGUGUCUUUCUGGACGCUCCUAUUAGUCUGGACCCCUGCGCCCCCAGCCAGGGACAGCAUCCUGAGCUGGGCUGCAGACUUUAUCUUCAUCUCCCUCGGCAGCAGCAGGAGGAAGUGGAGCGGCUCCUGGAGGUGACAGAGGAGCUGACGGGCUGGCAGGGCCUGGCGGGCCGCCUGGGCUACCCAACUGAGGCUGUGGCAACUAUGGCUCAGAGCCAGGUGCCAGCCCACACCCUGCUGAGGGACUGGGCUGUCCAGAAAGGCAGCAGUGCCACCCUCAGGGUGCUAGAGUGCGCACUGACUGCCAUGGGCCGGGACGAUGUGGUCCGGGUUCUGAGUUCCCCGGCUGAAGGCUGCUCUGUGGUAUGAGCGUUGACUCUGUUGCCCAGCCCCUCCGGGGGCUAUUCUGGUGCUCCCCCCUACUUCCUUCUCACUGGCCUUUCCUGUUUUGAGGACACAUGAUUUGGAGUCCACAAAGUUUCAAGUUGCCACUCACUGCCCCUUUCUCUUCCUUCCUCUGGGACAGGGAUAUUGAGGGUAGUUGACAAUGCAGAAUGUUCCUGCUCUGAUCCUCUGCACCUCUCCUCUUCCUCGGCUGCUCUUUUCUGUUUGUACCCCGU